UUUCCAGCUUCUCUCACCCCAAUCAUGACAAGCUUCAGUGUAGGCCAGUCAGAGAAAUUAAGGCCGUGUUCUGUUGAUAAACAACAUACACAGAAAUAUAACUCAUUAACUUCACUAACAUCACAAAAAAAAAUGAUGUGAAAGUUUCAAUCUUAUUCCACCUCUCAAGUGAACAGUUUAAUUUAUCAUAUGCUACAAAAGUUACAUUAGUGUUGUUAAAUUGGUUGCAAUAAAGACAGCCAUAAAAUUUUAUGUAACUGGCUAUUAAAUUCAUAGCUCGCUUGAUAAUAAUGUUACAUUGGACUUGCUCUGUUGAGACUAAUUUCUUCAUUCAAUUUUAAAUUCGUGAACACCUUAUCAUUUUGAAGUUUUAGAUCUUUUAAUAGUAGAAAAGUAGGAUAUUAAAAAAAAAGGCCCAUCAGUGUUCCAAGUGCCAAACUGAUCAGAUAAUCAUUGCAAUUUUGCCUUAUUUCCUUAGCAACUGACAUAGCUGAUUACAUCUAAAAGUAAAAUUUCCCUUUAUCAAGCAAUGGUAAUUACGAGUCAUUCAUGUUUUUUCUGAGAGAACAAUAAUUUUACAAAAGCCACAAAUAAAUUAUGAAUAUAGUGGAAUAUUUCGUAAAAAGUAUAACCUUGAGCGUGUGAUCCUCCUCUUGCAUACAUGUUCUGGAAGUCUGAACCCUAUUUUGCUGCUAUACUCACAAAUCUAUUCACAUUAUUAUGUUAUAUGUGAAGAUCUACUCCUGUUUAGUUCUGUGUUUGUUAUAACUGAAAAGUAGUAUGUUGUCUUGUAUCAAUCCUGAUUAUUAUAUACAGCCUCUUUUAUUGAUCUACAGUACAUAUCCAAAGUUCAAACUAUGAAGAUCAAGCUUGUUGCUCAUUGCUAUUUCAUGAAGCUGUUAAUUUAAUUAAAGAUCAAGAAAUUAUUUCAAAUGUAACUUUAUUGUUAUUUUUUAUUAACUCAUUUAUUUAUAAUAUUCUACAUCAAAAUUACAUAAUUAUUAUUUACCAAUAGAUAUAGGCCUAAUUCUUCCUUAUGGUAAUUAUAGCAGGCUACCAUUAAAUAUGUAAAAUCGUAAACCUGAAAAGGUUGUUGCUGGAUUGAUUUAUACAAAUUUAUUUAAUGAUAAGUGUAUUCAAGAAAAUAUCCUUUCUUUUAACACCUGAUGGGGCUAUUUCCAAAUGGAUGCAAGUCCAAAGGUUAACUUUAAUCACCCAGCAAACUCAAAACCUUUACAACUUUUUUGUGUAUGCUUGGCAGGUGUCUACGCAGUACACGUGGACAAAAGCUCCGUAAUGGAAAACCUCAGCGAGUUUCUAUGCAAGUAUAAAGGUUAUAUUUUUGCAAAAGGAGAAAUCACUGAGGAAUAUUUGGACUCACUUCAACAUUUUGAGAUUCGUGACAGUGACAUUUUUUUGGUGACAUACCCCAAGUCAGGUACAAUAUGGGCACAGAAUAUCAUAACUUUGAUCUGCGAGGAUGACUUUAAAGAAACUAAAUAUCCCAACAAUCUUGAGAAGAUGCCUUGGUUGGAGUACCGUGAAGGCAGACCCGAUUAUGCCUUACGCCCAUCUCCACGUUUUUUCGCCACCCAUCUUACACCCACACUAAUGCCACCGGGACUCAAAAACAAAAAGGCCAAGUUAAGUAUUUAAAUUGUGUAUGUGAUCAGAAAUCCAAAAGACAAUGUUGCAUCAUAUUUCCACUUUUGCCAUGUCUGGGCCAAACUUGAGAGACCAAAGAGUUUUGAGGAUUUUCUGAAGCAAUACCUAUCGGGAAACGUUGGUGGUGGUUCUUGGUUUGAGCAUGUCAGAGAGUGGUACACUAAUAGACACCAGUAUAACAUCCUAUUCUUGACAUAUGAGGACAUGGUCAUGGAUUUAAGAACAGCAGUGGAGAAAAUCUGCCGGUUCUUUGAGAAAAGUCUGGAUGAUGCUGCGAUAUCCCGUGUAGUGGAAAAGGCCACUUUUAAAAACAUGAAGCAGGACCGCAAAGCAAACUAUGAAUUUAUCCCUCAAGACCUGCUACUUCAGCCACAAUUUAUGCGCAAAGGCACUAUAGGUGAUUGGAAGAACAUCUUUACUGUGGCACAAAGUGAGAUGCUUGAUCAGAUCUUAAAUGAAAAAAUGAAAAACAUACCUCUGGAUUUCAUCUGGGACAGCAAAAUAAAUUAAAUGGAAUAAUGUUAGUAAUACAAUACAAAUAUAGCAAUGCCACUAACUUUGAACAAAUUGCAAUCAUGUUUUGCUUUCUUCAAUUAUACCUUUGGUAGGAACAAGAACUCCUCUAAUAAUGCAUCUGACAAUCAAGCAUAGGUUUUAAUAAAUGAAAUCCAUGUUAAUUACUUCUCUACAUUUGAUUCAGACUAACCAUAUGGUUAUCAACUGGUAUUAAUUACCUUUUUAGGUUUUGGAAACAGAGAGAAUACAUUUAUCUGCUUUAAAUGAUCAUUAAAACCUCUUUCUCAUCUUU
Molecule: messenger RNA, 2473 nt
Organism: Triplophysa dalaica
Lineage: Eukaryota; Metazoa; Chordata; Actinopteri; Cypriniformes; Nemacheilidae
Gene: sult3st1
Product: sulfotransferase family 3, cytosolic sulfotransferase 1
Exons: 6
Biological process (GO): sulfation
Cellular component (GO): cytoplasm
Molecular function (GO): sulfotransferase activity
Source: RefSeq, a predicted model, not a curated record